AAAUCCGAACAGUGCCGCGCUCCUAACAGCUGAAUGCGUAUUGUAUCGCGCGACGUUGCCAAUUCUGCAGGACCCAAGACAUCAUGGCCGACUCGACCGCAUCUCCGCCAGUUCUGGACCUUGUUAUUUGAGACAUAGAGUCCAAACUCCAACGGCCUAAGCAAGAAGCGAUGCUGAAGGACAGAGACUCGGAGGGGUCGCCGGGGGUGCCGGACGAGUGCGCGGGGUGCGGGGGGCGGAUACAGGAUAGAUACUACCUGCUGGCUGUAGACCGGCAAUGGCACGGCUCCUGUCUCCGCUGCUGCGAGUGCCGGCUGCCCCUAGACUCGGAGUUAACGUGCUUCUCGAGGGACGGCAACAUCUAUUGCAAGGAGGACUAUUAUAGAAUGUUCUGCGUGAAGCGCUGCGCGCGCUGCGGUGCCGGCAUCACGGCCAAUGAGCUGGUCAUGCGAGCCAGAGACGCAGUUUACCACCUCACGUGUUUCUCGUGCGCAGCCUGUGGAAGUUUGCUGUCUAAGGGGGACGUGUUCGGGAUGAGGGAUAAUUUGGUGUACUGCCGGCCGCAUUAUGAGCAGGACUAUGAUGAUGAUUAUAGGUAAGACUAUGAUGAUGAUAGUGUAUAUAGGUGCCAAGAAAUGGACGGCGAAGGCUCUCCCUCCCAGUUCUACGGCGGCCCAAGCCAAAAGGGGAGACCUAGGAAGAGAAAGCUCGCCCAAUCACCGGAUGACAUGCAAGUUCAGACCAUGAGGAUGGCCAGUACUGCGCUAGAAAUCCUCCACCGCGGCGACCUAUCCUCCUCCAUGGAGUCCCUGGCGUACGACUCCGGCGCAGCGUCCCCCGGCUCGGUGAGCAGCACGCGCACAAAGCGCAUGCGCACCAGCUUCAAGCACCACCAGCUGCGCACCAUGAAGUCCUACUUCGCGGUCAACCAGAAUCCUGAUGCGAAGGAUUUGAAGCAGUUAGCGCAGAAGACGGGGCUUUCCAAGAGGGUGCUACAGGUAUGGUUCCAGAACGCCCGCGCGAAAUGGCGUCGCAACAUAAUGCGUCAAGAGACCAACCCCACCCCCCACUCCAUCCAGCCCCCCACCCUCAUGCUGGAGCUGCAGACCCUGGACGACCCCCACCAUCCCGUGCCCUUCACCGACAUGUACUAACGAAGGUGGGCAAAGAUACAUUUUGGGGCAAAGUUGAAUGUGUAACCGAGCGUAAAACAUGUGCUUAAAAAUAUAAAAAUAUCGAAGUUCUU
Cydia strobilella is the source of this 1246-nucleotide messenger RNA. It is a transcript of the gene ap, whose product is annotated as LIM/homeobox protein Lhx9-like. Gene Ontology annotation, molecular function: RNA polymerase II transcription regulatory region sequence-specific DNA binding; DNA-binding transcription factor activity, RNA polymerase II-specific. Gene Ontology annotation, cellular component: nucleus. Gene Ontology annotation, biological process: regulation of transcription by RNA polymerase II; neuron differentiation. The transcript is spliced from 8 exons. The record is from RefSeq and is a predicted model, not a curated record. Lineage: Eukaryota; Metazoa; Arthropoda; Insecta; Lepidoptera; Tortricidae.